ACUGGUACAGACGCACAUGUCAUUAUACUUCAACAGAAUCGAUGUUGAGUCACGCAGUGUGGUUGACUAGACUAUUAUAGCACAGCGUAAACAACCACCCGCAUAGUGUACACAUGCCUUGGUAAACACAGGGUUGUAAAUAGUCUCAAGUUUCGUUCUCAUGUGGAGUGUCUCAGGAUUGCAGCUGAUCAAGGUACUGAGUACCACAAGACAAGAUGGCAUCCCCUGCUCGAGCAGCUUCAUCCAUGUCCGACAUAGUGUUGGAGGCGGAGAGUCAGCUGCCUGAAGACUUCAACCCCUGCGUCACCGACACCUUCCUGGCUGUGCCGACUGCAGGCAUCGCCGUCGUGCCUUGGAGAGUGUUCCAAAUAUUCCCAGAGAUUGUACAUCCUCAAUUCCGGACUGUUGAUGGAGAAAUCGUGUACGACGGCGACAUCAACAUCCUCAUGAGUGCUACAUCGUUGACGACGUCGGACCGAGGAUAUAUGGAGGACCUCACACAGUCAUGGGUUAUCCAGGUUUCAACGGACGAGGAGCUGGACACAGUGACCAGUCGUCUAUCCACCUUCCCAUCCCUGCUGUGUGUCACUCUCACUAUCCGCAACGUUAUGGGAGACAACUCAGAAAUUCCAAUGGUGAUCUUUAUCAGCCCCGAGGCAAACUGCAUGAAGACCUUCACUGCCAAACUAACUGGUGUAAAAGAAGGAUUCGGGAAUGGCAAAAAGUUUUCUUUUGAGCUUGACCUCGGCCCAUCGUUACAACAGUGGGGAAAGACAGUCUUGAGAAGAGAGUUCUUGAGCGUUGGAGGAAGAUUCUGUGUCACGAGUGGUGUUAUCUUUAAUCACGUGUUUGAUUGGAAUAACAUACUGGGUUGCCUCCCUUGUCUGCCGUGUGGCGUGAUCGGUUCAUCUGCUUAUCGGAUUCACAGAAAGAUAAAUUACCAAGAUGAGAUUCUCGAUACAAUACAGGACAUAGUGAUCAUGGGGACAAAGGGCCUGGACUCGUCCACGCAACGGGAAGCUGUGUACCUUUUGAUGCAGUGGAUUAAGGUGUUUCGACUGUACUAUUGUAUGGAUUGCCGACGCAGGAUGCCUCCAUCAGAAUCUGAAAGCAGCAGUGGGCCCUUCUGUACUUGUAAUGUCAGAAUCACAUCCUCAUCUGUCUUCGGGAAAAACAAAGUUGCUCCUCUGAACGUAGGAGAAGACAGGUCCAGAUCAGAAAUAGGAACAUCACGAACAUCAUCUUCAGUUGACAUGACGGGGACGUCACUGACAGCAACAUCAACAACAAUAGAAACACCAACUGCAAUAGCAACGCAGAAUGUUGACAAGCCACAACAAGACAACAAUGGCGUUUCCAUAACACAGAAGACCAAAGGUAGGAGCCAUGAAUCCAAAAAGAAAAAGGUCGUUGAUGACAACGGGGGCUCUUUUGCUCCUUACAGACAAAAGCAUGCCGGUCGGGCAAUAGCGAGGAGAAAAAAAUUGUUAACCCAGCAGGAUUGGAAUCCGACUGAACUGGAGACGUCGAUGAAUAUUUUAAACACGAGAGCGCCAGGCGGUGUUGUUUCAUCUAAACAAGCGGUGUUCAAAUAUCCGAAAAAACGAAUGCCCGAUCAUCAAAGGAAACCGGCGCAGCGUAGGAGGAGCUCAUGCUUUGUGGAGAUUCAGUUAAAGAUGGCAGAGGGAGGAGAUGGGGUCAAGGAAGGCGAAGCAAAUGUGGAUUCGUCGGAAGUGACCUUGGACAACACUCAUGUUGAUGGUGCAGAUGGUGUCCAUGACGAAGAUGACGCGGGGGAUGUCGGAUUCUUCUUCGUGGACACUGACAUAAACGAACGGUUUGAGAGAAAUCCACUUGCUCAGUCGGAUCUCCAGCGUUUCCUGACCUAUGAAAAGGAUCAGAAAACAGGUACUGUUAAUCCUGGAUUCGGUGGGAAACCCAUUUUGAAACAGCCAAAGAAAACUACUGAGAGCAUUGCUUGAAACAGCGUGACUUGAGGCUGAUAUUAUGUUCAAACUGUAGUGUGUGUUGCAUUACAAGAGCAUAAUCCACAAGGUGGGGACGUCAAAAAGUAAAAGACUGUCGUGCAAAAGAAAGUGUAAAAUUGAACUUGAAAACGAUGUGAUAGACCCUUUAUAUAGCAUCAACAAAACAUCGUAUAACCUUUCCCAAGUUCCUUUUUAAAUAGCGAGAAAUCACUACGUAUUUUAAUCAUUCAUUUAGAUGGUGUCGUCCAUCUACCAUUCAUUAAAGCUCACUCCAUGCUUGUUAAUGCUAAUUCGUUGUAACAAGGUUUUAAAUAGCUUAUUAAGGACCUACCUCCCGCAUAGCAUAUAGAACGAUUGUGUUAAUGUCUACAGGCAAAUCAUAGGCUACUUCAGUAGUGAUCCUAAAACAUGACAUGCCUUCAGUGUAAUACUAUAUCUGCCUUCAUCCUCUAAAAUGUAUUUAACAUAUGUGGAUAUACAUUGGAUCUCUUCGUAUUAUGGUGGUAAAAUCAUCAGUGUUGUAACCAGACAUACAGUUAUCAGACAGAUAGAUAUUUCAGAUAGGAUAUUUGAUCAAGUGUACAAAUAAACUUUAGAUUUAUGUGCGCUCCAAAUCACUGACAGUUUCUUAAAAACUUAUGACUGCUUUCACAGUUGCAAUAAUGAUCAUUUACAAUAAUCAUUAAGAUAUCUCUUCAAGUA
Haliotis rubra (blacklip abalone) is the source of this 2690-nucleotide messenger RNA. RefSeq lists its product as uncharacterized. The transcript is spliced from 7 exons. Lineage: Eukaryota; Metazoa; Mollusca; Gastropoda; Lepetellida; Haliotidae. Bases 216 to 1982 code for a protein of 588 amino acids. The record is from RefSeq and is a predicted model, not a curated record.